Messenger RNA from Penicillium daleae, 951 nucleotides. RefSeq lists its product as uncharacterized. The transcript is spliced from 6 exons. Bases 1 to 951 code for a protein of 316 amino acids. The record is from RefSeq and is a predicted model, not a curated record. NCBI's taxonomy places the organism in Eukaryota, Fungi, Ascomycota, Eurotiomycetes, Eurotiales, Aspergillaceae.
AUGGUCAAGAUUGCGAUUGCUGGUGGCUCUGGCAACGUUGGACAGGAGAUCAUCGAUGUCCUUGUUGCUACCAAGAAGCACGAGAUUUUAAUUCUGUCACGAAAGGACGCCCCAGUGGGAGAGACGAGUGGAGGCAUAACAUGGGCUAAAACAGACUACAAGGAUAAGGAGCAGUUAGCACAAAUUCUGCAGGGAACUCACACUUUGCUUUCUUUCGUCGGCGAUGAGCCAGCAGCUCCAAUCCAGAAGAAUCUCAUCGACGCUGCGGUUCAAGCUGGCGUGAAGCGGUUUGCGCCAAGCGAGUGGGCCUCAGCCGGUCUAGAGCAUCUGGGCUGGUAUGCUUACAAGGGAGAAACACGCCGGUAUCUUAAAGAGUUGAACAAGGACAAAAAGGUUCUUGAAUACACCCUCUUUCAACCAGGCACUUUCACAAACUACUUCACCGCUCCUUUUAAGUCGUCCGAUAACGUCCAGCAAGUGGAACUUCCGUGGGACUUUUACCGCCGCCGAGCGAUUUUGCUGGAGGGCAGUGAGAAUGACCGUAUUAGUCUCACAACAUCGCAGGACCUAGCGAAUGUUGUUGCUAGAGCCAUUGAAUUUGAGGGUGAAUGGCCUGUUGUUGGAGGCAUCAGAGGCUCCGAGCUGUCAGUCAAGGAAAUCAUCGCCCUCGGCGAGAAAGUCCGCGGUGGUCCACCUUUUGAUAUCCAGAAAGUGACAGCGCAUGCCUUUGAAAACGGGGAAUGGAACACUUCGUGGGUGCCCGAGAUUAAUCACCCAUCAAUUCCACCCGAGCAGGUUGAAGUGUUGUCGAGAAUUUUUACCGCAGGCAUUCUGCUAGCCAUCCACGACAAGGCGUAUCAGGUUUCGGAUGAAUGGAACCGUCUGCUGCCCGACUACAAGUUUACGGACACUGAAGACUUCUUGACCAAGGCCUGGUAUGGUAAGGCUUAG